Molecule: messenger RNA, 5801 nt
Organism: Carcharodon carcharias (great white shark)
Lineage: Eukaryota; Metazoa; Chordata; Chondrichthyes; Lamniformes; Lamnidae
Product: autophagy-related protein 16-1-like
Exons: 18
Coding region: 56-1855 (599 amino acids)
Biological process (GO): autophagosome assembly; negative stranded viral RNA replication
Cellular component (GO): autophagosome membrane
Molecular function (GO): protein binding
Source: RefSeq, a predicted model, not a curated record
GAGAGAGGUCUCCGCCUGAGGAGGAGGUGGCAGUUGGUUUGAGGGUGGGGGGAAGAUGGCAGCAGCGGCGGAGGGCUGGAGGAGGAAUAUCAGUGAGCAACUGCGGCUCCGAGACCGCCUGCAGCGCCAGGCCUUCGAGGAGCUCAUCCAGGCUUACAAUAAGCUUCUGGAAAAGUCGGACCUACAGACCGUCCUGGCCGAGAGGUUUCAGGGGGAGAAGUAUGACCUUCACAACAGACAAGACGUUAGCCCAGCCUCUGAUGGGGCAUGGAAUGAGACGACACAUGAAGUUGCCCAAAUGCGGAUCCGUCACCAGGAAGAGCUCACAGAACUCCACAAAAAGCGUGGUGAGCUUGCCCAGAAUGUGAUUGAACUCAAUAGCCAACUACAGCAAAAGGACAAAGAGAUCCAUGCAAAUGAAGCAAAGAUGAUGGAAUAUGAAAAGCAAAUACAGCAGCUGAGUAGUGAGUGCCAGGAGCUGCGGAACAAGCUCCAGGAACUGGAGCAAGCCAAUCAGACGCUGAAGGACGAAUAUGACGCCCUCCAGAUCACCUUCACCGCUCUUGAGGAGAAGCUGCGGAAAACCUCUGAUGAAAACCGGGAGCUAAUCUCACGGUGGAUGGCUGAGAAAGCGCAGGAGGCUAAUCGGUUGAAUGCAGAAAAUGAGAAGGAUACAUGGAGACGGCAGGCAAAGCUGAAAAAGGACCUUGCUGAGGCUGCUAAAGAACCGUUGAAUAUUGAUCCUGAUGAUGAUAUAGAGGUGCUAGGUGAGGAAGGGCCUGAUGCAUCUGGAGAAACGUCACCGGUGCGAACAAUGCACAGGACCCCCAGAAGGACUUCGCAGACGUCUGGUCUCUUCGAUUCUAUCAGUAAUAUCUUUGGAAAACGUUCGCCAACAUUGCACGGGACUGUGACCGAUGCCCCCGGUGUCCGUACGGGACCAUGCAAUGAGAUGAGACUUCCCACUAUGGCGCUCCAUGUAUUUGAUGCUCAUGACGGAGAAGUAAACGCAGUCCAGUUCAGUCCAGGAUCCCGAGUGGUGGUGACAGGUGGGACGGACCGGAAGGUUAAACUCUGGGAGGUCUCGUCAGGACGGUGUGAACUGAAGGGCUCACUGACUGGCAGUAAUGCUGGAAUUACCAGCCUUGAAUUUGACAGCACGGGUGCAUACCUGCUAGCUGCCUCCAAUGACUUUGCUAGCAGAAUUUGGACUGUGGAUGAUUCCCGGCUACGGCACACGUUGACGGGACACAGUGGGAAGGUGCUAUCUGCAAAAUUCCUUUUGGACAAUGCCCGGGUAGUGUCGGGCAGCCAUGAUCGAACGCUCAAGCUGUGGGACUUGAGUCGUAAGAUUUGUAUAAAGACUGUAUUUGCUGGUUCGAGCUGCAAUGACAUUGUUUGCACUGAGCAAUGUGUUAUGAGUGGGCACUUUGACAAGAAGAUUCGUUUCUGGGAUAUCAGGACAGAGAGUAUCGUGCGUGAGGUGGAACUACAGGGUCGUAUCACGGCACUUGAUCUCAAUCCAGAGCGCACAGAACUACUCACCUGCUCUAGAGAUGACUUGUUAAAGAUCAUUGACCUGCGCACAAAUGUCACCAGACAGUCCUUCAGUGCACAAGGAUUCAAGUGCGGGUCGGAUUGGACAAGAGUAAUGUUCAGCCCGGAUGGGAAGUUUGUGGCUGCUGGGUCUUCGGAUGGAACAAUUUAUGUGUGGGGUGUCGAAUCUGGGAAGGUAGAAAGAGCCCUAGGAAAGCACCACAGCUCUUCGGUAAAUGCAGUGUCGUGGUCGCCAUCUGGAGAGCAUGUGAUCAGUGUGGACAAAGGAAGCCGUGUGGUACUUUGGUCAGAGGCUUAAUUUGAUGUGACCGUAAGAUGGCCAGGCGGUGCUCUAAUACGCAAGCAACUUCCAGCCCUCGCAGGAGAUUGGCCGGUGGCACGCUCCAAACCAUAGCACGCGGUGUGGCAGAGCGAAUAUCCUCCCGUAUAUUAGCAACACUGGAAGGGCUUUCGCACAACGACGGUGAACUCUUGUAUAUUUACAAUCAUUCGUGAGAAGCACGGUCUCCACCUGCUGGAGUAUAGCGCUUUAGGAACUAUAUGGAGGAUCUGUGCUGUGUACCAGCUGCUGUGAUCGACUUUGGGAUGUAGAGCCAUCCUACUUGACGUGGGUUAACCACCUCAGGUGCCCAGUUGUUUACUUUGCCCUUGGCUUCCAUUUUCUUGCUGCCACAUCAAUGGCAGGGGUUAUUACCAUUCUGUGUGCUUUGCCCCCCCAUCCCUACACUCCCCCUGACCUGGAUAAGUAUGUUUAUCUUUAUUUCUUUGGAGGACAUGGGAAAGGAAUGUUAUUAUAUAGAGUGGUUACAGAUGAUAUGUGUUUGACUAUUUAAGUUCUUUGGGGAAGUGGGUUGAAGUGAUAUUUGGAUGUGCUGUAAUGAUGGGGGGAGGGUGAAGUUGUGUAAUUUGCUUUUCCUUUAGGGAGCUCUAAACCACGUGUGAGAAUGUUUCCCCAAAAGAGCAAUUUAAUACCUGUGACCGAAAGAACCAGCAAUUCUUUCUGGAUUUGUUUUUUGCAUGUGGGCGACAAUGGAAAGGCUGCAUUUAUUGCCUACUCUCAAUUGCCCUAAGCAUUGAAUUGCUGCAUCCUUUGGGGUGAUAAGUAUGGGUCAUGAGCCACUUAUCAGUGAUCUCAACAAAUGGGGAAUAUGCGCACAAUGGCACUGGUAACUGAGCUACACAAUCUCUGUGUUUAUCUUCAGCGACAGACUGAUAUGUUGGGUCAAGGCCUAUUUAAUCACACCCUCUUUAUCUUCAGUAACCACUGAUCAAUCUCCCUUCCCACUCUCUAUUUAAUUUUGAAUUCUUUUUUCCAUAAUUUUCCCUAGUUAACAAUGUUUGCAUUUUGUUACAUAUUGCUCAAUCUUCUUUCCCUAUUUAUGUACAGUAAGUCAAUCUCCCCACACCCUAUUUAAUUUGUACGCUUUGUACAGGGGAGCAGCUUCCAGUCUUUGCACUUUUGAAUGUGCAUUUCUGGAGCAGUCAGAGCAAUCUUGGGUUCCAAAUGUCUCUUCUGAAGACUAAGUACUGAGGAUGUUGCCAGCAUAACACUUAUUAUACAGAUGACUCUGAUUGGAAAGUAUGGACAUUGGGUGGGUUAGGGGAGUGUUUAGCUUCACUGAUCCCAUGUUCUGCCAGCACUCACUGUCUAGGCACGCACAUUUAAACUGAGCUCUAAAUGAUACAGGAAGGCAUCUAUGAAACUGUACGCUAACAGGAGGUGGUGCCUUUAGAAGAGGAGAGUAGGAAGCUGUGUUUAAGAUAAAUGUACACUAACUUCAAACAGCAUAUGUUAUAUUGGGAUUGAUCAUUUCUAAAUAUAAAGUAAAAUUGGGCAAGAAGCUCCAAAAGAUGUGUGCCCAUUGUAACUUCAUGUGGCUCAAGCUCAGAUCUAAGUUUCUAAUGAGCUACUGUAUGUAAUCCAUGCCAAUUCCAGCUCUCAUUACCAACAGGCAAUGCCAAACUGAAGAACAACCAGUAAUCUGUUACCAAGCAGUGUUUGCACUAUUCAGCAGCUGACUAAUGACAUGUUCACAGCUACUAUUUGUGCUUUGUACAGAUGCUCAGUGAUUACUGAGAUGAAAAGAAAAAGCUGCACAGAACAGCAGACCCUUGGGCGGCGGAGAGGUUGGUCACGAGAGACUCUCUGCCACAACCGACACAGGUGCUAGAGACAAGAUUGUAGUCUGCUGUGAGGUGGGCUUCUGGAAUCUGGGUUCAAAUUUGGUUCUGACCAAUGGGUUGAGUCGAAUGCGCCCUGUGUGGAAUGACACUCGCAGCUCAGCUUCUAUUGGGUCCAACUCCGCAGCAGAAUAUUACCCAUAAUUUGCACUAAAUUGACAGGUUGAGAACCUGACAUGAGACAUGGAAAAACUUUUCAGCAGCACAGUGGAAGUACUCCACCUGAGGUUAUGGGGAAAUCAUUUUGUUCAUACUAACCCAUGCUGUACCUGGCCCAGGAGUGCUUUGUGGAAAAGUGUAAAGGGAGCUUUACUCGAUAACACUUGUGGCAUAUGACCUGGGAGUGAUCAGGACAUUGCAGAGGAAUCUUCAUUGUGCAUCUAAUCCAAGUUGUGCAUGAUCCUGGAAUGCUUGAUGAAACAAUGUCAAGGGGGCAAUACUCUGUAUCUAAGCUGGGAAUGCUUGCAUCAGUGUAGUAUUAUUCUGUAUCAAGCCCAUACAGAACCCGAGCUGAGUCUGGUAAAUAUAGAGUAAAUCUCAGUUCUAGUGUGUUCAGCUUUACUUUCAAAUGUGCACUCACCGCAAUGUUGGGAGAAUGUUUGUGCUGGGCCCAAUUUUCAUCAAGAACUGAGACUUGGCAAACCCAGGUCACGUGAGUUUAAAGUAUUUUUUAAAAAGGACAAACUAUCAGUUUUUCAUCCAAUCAAUCUUACUGAAUUUAAACUCAAGUUAGUAAAGGGCAGGAGCUAAUCCACUGCAUCAUCCAGUCCCACAUUUAAUCAAAAUAAAAUCUUCAACAAUAGUCUCCAUAUAUCGAAAAGCAGAAAACUACAGAUGCUGGAAAUCAGUGAAAUAAAAACAGAAAAUGGCUGGAUAUACUCAGCAGGUUGUGGCAGCUCCUGUGGAGAGAGAAAGAGUUAACAUUUCAGGUCUGUGACCUUCCAUCAGAACUGGGAAAAGUUAGAAAUGAGCAAGGGAUGAUUGGGACAAGUACAAAAGGAAAGUCUGUGCUAGGGUGAAAGGCAGGAAAGAUUGAAAGACAGAAGAGUUUGUCUCCUAGAGCCAAAGAAAAUAAUGAUGAGGCAAGAAAAGAAAUAAGAUGUGCCUAGAGUAGGUGUGCUACUAACUGCAAGCAAAAGAUAGGGAAAAAAAAUAAAAUAUACAAAGGAAAGGAAACAAAACAGGCACCGAGAUUAUAGUCUGAAAUUGUUAAACUCAAUGUUGAGUCCUGAAGGCUGUAAAGUGCCUAAUUAAAGAUGAGAAACUGUUCCUCAGUUCACCAGAGGAGCCUUGAAGUACCAGUUCUUCGCUGCUUGCCCAUCACAAUGAGUUUUGGUAAUGCUGAAGGAGCUGUUCAUUCUGUGUGCAUCAGCCAUGUAGCUCUGUUCCAUGUGUGAUAACACUCAUAUCAAUCAACCUUUGAAUCUAGUUUCUGGCCCCAUCUUUAUUCCAUUGCAAGCAGAACAUUUACACCUUCUGUAAGAUCAAGACUUCAUACUUUUCCCUCACAACUGCACAUUAGAUGUUCAAACAUCUGGAACUUUCCAUUACUACGUGGAAGAGAGUUCAGUUUGUUGCAAAUGCCCUUUACACAUACAGCCUGUUGUCUGUGUGGACCACUCAGAGUUGGGAAAAGAGCAAACAAGUGUCUCCUGCUGUAGUUGAACUCACAGAUCCAAAACCUUCCGUGGCUACUACAGUUUUACCAAAUGCGCUAUUAAGAAAUUGCUUGCACUGUGACUGCAAGCAGAUUCAUGUUCCUGCCCUUGGGUGGAGAGCAACAAUGGCAGGGUCCGACCUUUGCUCUGUGUGUGUAGUUGAGAGGCAUGUUUCAAUUACCUCGUUUGUAUCGAUGCUUUAAGAGUACUCUCCACAAAGUCUUAUUUGCACUUUAUAUUUUUUUCUGAAGAACGUGGCAUUGUAAUUGCCUCGUUGCCUGGCUGGGAUUCAGCUCACUUGUUAUGGCUGAAUCCCAUGUAAUCACCACCAACUUGCUCUGUAAAUCUGCCAGUGCUGCUUCAUUGCAAAUGUUUUUUUUAAAAUAAAGUGAAUUCUAAAAGCUG